Messenger RNA from Melopsittacus undulatus (budgerigar), 2041 nucleotides. It is a transcript of the gene C12H1orf50, whose product is annotated as chromosome 12 C1orf50 homolog. NCBI's taxonomy places the organism in Eukaryota, Metazoa, Chordata, Aves, Psittaciformes, Psittaculidae. The transcript has 4 exons. The coding region runs from base 15 to 581 and encodes 188 amino acids. The record is from RefSeq and is a predicted model, not a curated record.
UUGAGGGGCCGGUGAUGGCGGCGGAGGGCGGUGUGGGGCCUGGCAAUGGAGUGGGGCUGGUUUCGGUUCCGGUUCCUGUCCCGGUCCCGUCCCUGUCCCUCGUGGAGGGCAGCACCGGCCGCGCCGCCCGCAUCGGGGACCCCGGGGACCUGGUGGCCCUGGCCCGGCAGCUGCAGCAGGCAGACGACUUCGUCCGGGCCAAUGCCUGCAGUAAACUGACGGUCAUUGCUGAGCAGAUCCGGAGCUUGCAGGAGCAGGCGCGCAAGGUCUUGGACGAAGCUAACAGAGAUGCUGACCUGCACCACGUGGCCUGUAACCUCGUGAAGAAGCCAGGAAACAUUUACUACAUGUACAGAAGGGAGAGUGGCCAGCGAUACUUCUCCAUCCUGUCUCCUAAGGAGUGGGGGACCAGUCCCCAUGAAUUUCUUGGUGCCUAUAAGCUCCAGCAUGACAUGUCCUGGACUCCGCUGGAGGACUUGGAGAGACGAGAUGCUGAAAUCAACAUCCUGGAGAAGCUGCUGAGCCGCCAGGCAGCGCUGCCCCCCUGCACUGAGCCCAACUUCCAGGGUCUGACCAAGUGACACCGGGACCAUACAGGAGCAUGAGGACACGAGGUACCUGCGUGCUGCCAAAAGCAGGGCAAGGAAAGAGACCAAGGAAUGAAGAUGCUGAUGCUGCCAGUACUUGCUCUGUGCUUUAAAGAACCUCAUUCUGCAAUCAGCCUUACUGGAUUUUCUAGUAAUUGAGUAAUUUAUUUCUCUGAUUAUGCCAAGCUGUAGCGAGAGGUGGAGAAGAUCAGGUGGAGUCAAUUGCAAGAGGACUUGGGGCAAAAAGCAGAAGUGCUUGGGGCCAAUGUGGUAAUACCCUGCAUUUAUGUCCUGCCUGUCCGGCUCUGGUGCUCCUCACUGUGACUGCCUGUGGCAGGAUGAGUUCAGGGCUGGGUUUUCCCCCUUGUUAAAAUGCACAGGGAGACUUCGUGGCAUGUGAAGCUGCUUUGUGAGGAGCUGAGGUGGGAAUGUGCUGAUAGAGAUGUCCAGGUACGAUCCCAACAUGUGACAUCAGUUCUGAUUGCUCCUUCCCAUGACUUGUUCACCUCCUUGAGAUGACAAGGUAAUCUUAUGUGCUGCUUAAGGCAUUGCCUGUGCACAUUGGCCUCAGCCUUCUCCUCUGCUGGAGAUGUGUCAGGGUUGGGGACUGCUCAUGGAAGGGGAGUUACCAGUCCACCAAGUAUACUUGUGGUUGGGCUCCAUCAAGAAGCAUCACAUCCACCUGCAUUUGUAGGUGGGCUCUCCUGCCUUCCAGGGUGGUGGUGGAAAAGCAGUGUCCUCUGUUGUCCAUGGCAUGGCCCUCAGGAUAAUCUCUUCAACUCCUCUAAACUUCCUUGUUCCCUUUCUAGCAUUGAUUUAUUUGUCUCACACAAGGUCCCCAGAGCAUCCUGCUCCUCCUGGCCCUUGCCUGCUGCUGGGAAGGGUUUGGGUGCCCCAUGGGAGUCCUGCAGUAACUCACACCUCUCCAUCUUAAUGCGUGAACCUACUGCUUUGGGUUUGGUGCUGCCAAGGGGAGGGAGGACCUCUCUGCACCCCUGGUACACCCUGAGAGAUGCUGGAGGCUGCUGGAAGCACCAGUUCCCUGUGGGAAGAGCCAUUCCCUGCAAGGAGUGCAGAGGAAUGGGAGGUUUGAGGCAGCUCCCUCGCAGCCCAGGAGUGGUUUUGUCCUCCCACCUCUGCUCAGCCCCAUUCCAGUGUGCUUGGUCCUGGAGUCAAUGAGGGACGUUUCAGACACCUUUUCCCAGUGUCCUCCCUCAUUUGGAGCACAAGGGCAGAAUAAAAGGAAUGUAUGAUUAUUAUUAUUAUUAGGCCAGGAUAUAAUUAAUUCCUUAUCGUGUCACAAGUGUCUUAAUUUGAUGGUUCUUUCCCUGCUUGUUUCAUCACCCCAGGUCUUAUUUUACUGCCUGUCAUUAAAUGUGAACUUGGAAGGGAGAAAGUUAAUUACAGCAUGGGCUUUGCCAUGGUGCUAAUUACAGCUGCAUCAGAGACCUUCA